GUUCGUUUGAACAUCGAUGCUGUGCACGUAAAUUAUUUCGGAUAGGUCCUCCAUUCGAUGUUCCGCGCGCGAUUCUACGCUUUACGACGUGCCGGGUUUCAAGCCCGUCGGUGAUAGUCUGUUCCGGCUACGGCACGCCGCUAUCGUCGUUACAGAGGUUACGGUCCGCCAAGAUUUUUCCUCGAAAUCCGUUUGAGCUUGCUAGCAAAGUGUACAGAAGAGGGCUGGCUACAGGAACGCGUAAUGCUUGCAUUAUACCGAGUAAUACGCGAAUGAAGAUUCAAGAAUGGGGAAGCGCUGCCUCUGUCCGCCUCUGUACAGCCGUUAUUGCCGUUGUUAUUGUUGGCCCGAGGUGCAAUGCCUUCGUCAUUCUUCCCGAUGCAUUUCCUACUUCUGCACUUUGCCUCGGUACCGUUCCACGCUACCACCUGUUCUGGAUGCUGUACUUCUUUUAUUCAUUGUUAGCAUACUAGAUAUGUAUAGCGGCAUUCGACAGCAACUAGGACCGGACAACGGCAGCGCAGUGAUUAGCACCUUUGGUUACGAACGUUUAGGACCCCCAGGUGUUCAAAUCCCGGCACCCGUAGUCCGAUUUUUCUUUCCACGACGUGCUUUACAAAAUGCAGAAGAAACAAAAGGAACCAAUUCAAUCCGUGCAAGUCUUCGGACGCAGAAAAAAAAGCGACGUCUACACCAGUAGCGCAGCACUAUCAUCAUGGCAUAUUCACCAUCAUAUGCAUAGAUUAGUGUACACGUUUUUUUAAUGUUAGAAGAAAAUCUUUAGCGUAUCAUUGAAACGAGAAAUUACGCAUACCAAUAACGUUUCUGUCAUAUUUUCGUCAAAUUUAAGAAGUUUUUUGAUAGUAGAAAAAUACGAUUUGGUUGAAAGUGAACCAAAGCUCUCAUCAGAAUCUGUGACUCCGUCGGUGGUUCUGAAAUCUGCGGAACGAUAUUUCUGAGGAAUCAAAUUACAAUCCCAUUCAUGAUAUAAAGUUGGAAUGUAUAUUGAUUUGUAAAGUAGUCUUAUAAUCGAUAUUCUUUAAUCUUCGUAGAUCAGAGAUUCCUAUAUUUUUACAAAAUAUGCAAUUUCUAUGCACGCUGCUGUCUUUUUUG
Bombus pyrosoma is the source of this 1113-nucleotide messenger RNA. RefSeq lists its product as uncharacterized. The coding region runs from base 287 to 700 and encodes 137 amino acids. The transcript is spliced from 3 exons. The record is from RefSeq and is a predicted model, not a curated record. Lineage: Eukaryota; Metazoa; Arthropoda; Insecta; Hymenoptera; Apidae.